Messenger RNA from Galdieria sulphuraria, 806 nucleotides. Its product is annotated as uroporphyrinogen-III synthase. NCBI's taxonomy places the organism in Eukaryota, Rhodophyta, Bangiophyceae, Galdieriales, Galdieriaceae. The transcript has 3 exons. The record is from RefSeq and is a predicted model, not a curated record. Gene Ontology annotation, biological process: uroporphyrinogen III biosynthetic process. Gene Ontology annotation, molecular function: uroporphyrinogen-III synthase activity. The coding region runs from base 149 to 706 and encodes 185 amino acids.
UUUGAAAAGUAAAAAUAUCAAUUUUGUAUCUAUUCCUUGUGUCAAACAGGAAAAGACUGAGGAGUUUGACCAUCUGGUUCAGUCUAUUGCCAAAUUGAAAGACAACCAUCACAAUUGGUUGGUUAUAACAUCACCUGAAGCAGCAGAUAUGUUGAUAGAAGCCUGGAAACUGAGUGGAAAACCAACCUUACCAUUGUUAGCUGCUGUAGGAAAGAGUACUGCUCAUCGUUUAUAUCAUUUGGUUGAGAAUAACAACGAUCUAUUUAUUCCAACUAUAGCAACAGGAAAGUCACUUGCUGAGCAGUUGCCCAUAUUGAAACAGAAUACCAAAGUGUAUUAUCCUACUUCUGCUUUGGCUUCUCCAUCGAUGGAACAGAUAUUGAGAGAACGAGGUUGCCGAGUAGUAAGAUGGAAUAUUUAUACUACAGUUCCUUGUGAAUGGACUUGGGAACAGCAGAAACUUGCAGAGUCCUGUUCUAUUGUGGCUUUGGGUUCACCUUCUGCAGUUGGUAUUUGGAGUGAACGAGUUGCUUAUAAAACUAUAAGUGCUUGUAUUGGUAAAACUACUGCAGAUGCUUGUCAUAAGUUUGGAUUCAAGUUGAUAUUCUCAGCAAAGGAACCAGGUAUGGAAGGAUGGGCUAGUGCUAUUGAAGAAGCAGUUGAUUAUGCUUCCAAAACACAUAAUAAAAUACUCCAUAGUGAAUGAUUGGGAAAAGGUUUUGGAGUCUUUUAUGUUGAUUCGCUAGGAACCCAAAAAUAAAACAUCGUGUAUUCUAUAGAAACCAACCAAAGUAGAACAGCUUCAC